CGCUGCACUCUCCCAGACAGGAAGCGGGAGAGUUCGCCAGUAUGGCUGUGACAGCCGUCCCUGCUAGAGUGGUCGUGGGCGGCUCCGGGCAUGAUAACAGAGCCGCAAGGCAGAAGGCGGGCAUGUGCGAUCAGUUUUGACAACGCCUAGAAAACAACACGUAAAACAGUCUCUCUGUCAUGGGAGCAUUCAGUGCCUCUGAACCAGUUCAGUCUUGUCUGCAUGACUCCUCCUGGGGCUGAGAAAAAUCGACCAGGCAUCUGCCCUUUUAGAAGAGAGCAGAAAAUGAAGUCCCAGGCCUUAGUAUCAUUCAAGGAUGUGGCUGUGGAUUUUACCCAAGAGGAGUGGCAGCAACUGGACCCUGCCCAGAGGACCCUGUACAGGGAUGUGAUGCUGGAGAACUUCAGCCACCUGGUCUCAAUGGGAUAUCCAGUUUCCAAACCAGAUGUCAUCUCUAAGUUGGAACAAGGAGAAGAUCCAUGGAUCAUAAAGAGAGACAUACCAAAUUGGAUCUAUCCAGAUGAAAAUCAGGCAGAUGGGAGACAAGACAGGAAAAGUAACCUUGACAACCCCAAAUCAUGUAUUUUGGGGUCUGUUUCCUUCCGUAAUAAUAUCCUGAAAGGAGUCACAAAGGAUGGUUCAUUUUACUCCAUCUUAAAAGUCAGUCAAGAUGGUGGCCAGCUGCAGAGAUGUCAGGAAAACCAAGACAGACUUUUCAGGCAAGUAGCAGUCAUCAACAACAAAACCGUGACUGUGGAGUCAGGCCAUAAAUAUAAUCCACUGGGAAAAAUAUUUCACAAGUGCAUAGAGCCAGAUACUUUAAGGCAAAGAUCCCAUAACUAUGAUGUAUUUAAAAAGAACUUGAAAUACAAUGUUGACCUACGCAGCUGUAAUAAGAGCAAUUCAAGAAAAAACCCUGAUGAGAGUUUUGGGUGUGGAAAAUCAUCUAGCCAUGGUGCAUCUGAUUCUAAUCUUGAAAUAAUUCACAAUGGAGUAAUGCCCUGUAAUAAUAAUCAGUGUGGAAACAUUUUUAAUAGUAAACAAUCCCUUAUUCAAUAUCACAAUGUUGAAACUAAGGAGAAAACCUGUGUAUGUAUUACCUGUGGAAAAGCCUUUGCUAAGAAGUCACAGCUCAUUGUACAUCAACGAAUUCAUACUGGAAAGAAACCAUAUGAUUGUGGUGCAUGUGGGAAAGCCUUCAGUGAGAAGUUUCAUCUCGUUGUACAUCAGAGAACUCAUACUGGGGAGAAACCUUAUGAAUGUUCUGAAUGUGGAAAAGCUUUCUCUCAAAAAUCAUCCCUCAUUAUACAUCAGAGAGUUCACACUGGGGAAAAACCCUAUCAGUGUAGUGAAUGUGGGAAAGCCUUCUCCCAGAAAUCCCCCCUCAUUAUACAUCAGAGAAUUCACACUGGAGAGAAACCUUACGAAUGUAGAGAGUGUGGGAAGGCCUUCUCCCAGAAGUCACAGCUGAUUAUACAUCAUAGAGCUCAUACUGGAGAGAAGCCAUAUGAAUGUACUGAAUGUGGGAAAGCCUUCUGUGAGAAGUCCCACCUCAUUAUACAUAAAAGAAUUCACACUGGGGAGAAACCCUACAAAUGUGCUCAAUGUGAGGAAGCCUUCAGCAGGAAGACAGAACUCAUUACACAUCAGUUAAUUCAUACUGGGGAGAAACCUUAUGAAUGUACUGAAUGUGGGAAGACCUUCUCCCGGAAGUCACAGCUCAUCAUACACCAGAGAACACAUACUGGAGAGAAACCCUAUAAAUGCAGUGAAUGCGGAAAAGCCUUCUGUCAGAAAUCACAUCUCAUUGGACAUCAGAGAAUUCACACAGGAGAAAAACCUUAUAUAUGCAGUGAAUGUGGGAAAGCCUUCUCUCAGAAGUCCCACCUCCCGGGGCAUCAGCGCAUUCAUACAGGAGAGAAACCUUACGUGUGUGCUGAAUGUGGAAAGGCCUUUUCCCAGAAGUCAGACCUUGUUUUACAUCGGAGAAUUCAUACUGGGGAAAGACCUUAUCGGUGUGCUGUAUGUGGUAAAGCAUUCAUCCAGAAGUCACAACUCACUGUACACCAGAGAAUUCAUAACAAUGGUAAAAUUAUAAUGAACUGAACACAGAAAAGCCUUCUCAGUAUUAGCUCAAGCCUUAAAAAUACUAAGAACCUGAUUGAUACUUAUGGGACAUCUUUAUAGAUAAAAUUUAAUAAGAGAAUUCAUGUCUAUAGUGAGAUGAUACCUAGCUCAGCAAAGAUGAUGGAAAAUAAUCUUAAAUGAAGAACACUUUCAACAUGGUAUGUAAAAAUUUUUAAAGUCAUGGUCUGUAGAACAAAUUAUGUAUAUAAACUAUUGUCAAGUGACAUAUUCUUUAUUAUGCCACAUUAACAAUAACCAGACAUUGUGAAAUUGCUAAUAUUAGCUUGGCAUAAUUUUGGCCAUACAGUAAGUCCCAACAAAGGACAUGAAGAAAGCUUGAGUUAAAAAACAAAACAAAAACAAACCAUUCCUAGAAACUACAUCAUAAGGAGGGGCUUAGCAUGACCCCUAAAGAUAUAUGUAAAAUUCUUGUACAAAGAUGGAAAUAUGGGUGGGUCAGAUUCAAUACAGGUGAUGUUUAUGCAUUUUCCCAUUUCAAGCAUAUAAGUUGACCUGUCUCUCUGGAAGGAUCCUGGACCUUGAAAUGAUGCGCCUUGACCAGAUCUCCGUUUUAUUCUUCCUCCCUGAGUUUGGUAUUGUGGAAAUGGUUAGGUACUGAGCCAGAUGGCCUUGUGUUUUAAUCCUGGCUCAGCUAUUCACAGAUUGUGUGACUUCAGGCAAUCCUGUUUCACCCAUCUGAAUAUUUUUUUCUUAUCAUUAAAAAAAAAAAAAGUACAAUGUAGAGCACGUUUUCAGUUAAUAUUAGUUCUUUUUAACUUUCUAUCCUGCAACUGGAUGCUAAGACUAAUGUGUAAAAGCUGCAUCUAAACUUGCUUUGCAUUUCAGACACUCUGCUUUUGAUAUCCCAUUCCCACGACUGUUCAUUUGACCCUGGUGGCCUUGAUUCUUGGUAUGUUAAAGUGACAUUUUAUGAUACUUUUAUUAUUUUUUACAUACAUUUAUAUAAACUGUGGUCAUUACA
Lutra lutra (Eurasian river otter) is the source of this 3109-nucleotide messenger RNA. RefSeq names its product zinc finger protein 300 (gene ZNF300). Gene Ontology annotation, biological process: regulation of transcription by RNA polymerase II; central nervous system development. NCBI's taxonomy places the organism in Eukaryota, Metazoa, Chordata, Mammalia, Carnivora, Mustelidae. Gene Ontology annotation, cellular component: nucleus. The transcript is spliced from 6 exons. Gene Ontology annotation, molecular function: DNA-binding transcription factor activity, RNA polymerase II-specific; RNA polymerase II cis-regulatory region sequence-specific DNA binding. The record is from RefSeq and is a predicted model, not a curated record. The coding region runs from base 223 to 2106 and encodes 627 amino acids.